AGCUUUCUACAACGGCAGCUGUUGCUUCAGUCUGAAGUUAUGUGACUGAUUGUGUAUAUCACACACAUUCAUUUUUACAACAGAACGCUGCACAACGCGCCUAUCCUCUGCCGAAAUAUCCCGAAUCUUGCCUCGCCGAUUCCAAAGGGAGCCGAGGGAGAACCGAUGCUCAGCGCAUAGACGAGAGCCGCUGUUUCCAAUUCACCAUCGCUUUAACAGCCCUAUCAUGUUGGUCAUUUUCCUAGUUUCCAUUAUUUAAACAAUGACUGAGGCUGGAUUCCGAACGACUUGACAUGUCCGUGAAAGAUAUGGUAUUUGGGGAUUUAUCACCGCAAACAAGGAUUUUUUUUCAAUCUCAUUAAAGACCAAACAAGGCGGGUACAUGUUUAAAUAUAUAGGGCGCCUACAGGCACAGUGUAGGCUACAUAUUUUCACAUAAGAGCUGUACUCUCUGAACGGAGAGUCCGCAUAUACAUUUAGUUGGAUAUGCAAAAGGAUAUAUUACCACUGAAAAGAUAAAGACAGCUCUUUGCGCUGGAGACUUGAAUGGUCGAAAAAAAGGCGUCUCUGUUUUUGAUGGAGAAUCCAACAAGCAGAGCAAGAUCCGUAGACCCUCAAUAAAAGUGUCUUGUGCUGGAGCCUAAUAGGACCACCGUUAUUUUCAGAAUGUAGAUGUAUUUACCAGUGGCAGGAUCCAGUUGAUGACAUUCACCGAGAUAUAAGUAUUUGAAAAGAGCCAACAUUGUCAGCAAUUCGAAUUGACUCAUUUGUUCUAUUCUGCCAGUGUGAUGGGAAUUUAUUGCUGAACAUUGGGAGAGCUUUAUGGAAAACCUGAAGACAUGACAUGCACACGAAAAAAGAGGAAACGAUCCUUUUUGUUCUUUAAAACCUGUGUUUAUUUAAUUAAGAAGUCUGCAAAAAGCGACAUUAUUUUUGCAUUAAGAUCUGGCCGAUUCUAUGGAGGUGACAAUACCCUGUAUUAAUUAUUUAAUCUACUCUUUAUGUUUUCAGUAAUUUAUCAUUGUGGAUUAUAUUUGGAAUUGACGCUCGUUUUGUUGAACCCUCUAUGCCAUUUACUGUUGCUUUACUUGAUUUUGAAUCCUUAUAUAUGUAAUGUGGACCGCAACAAGCUCCCCAAACGGCCUAGAAUAAAACCGUAAGCCUUUGUCUCGAGGACAAGUAUAAUACAUGAGGAGCUGACGCUGUAAGAACAAGAGGCACCGAGGGGUAGCGCUACAGGAAACGAGGGGCUCAGUGCAAAAUGGGGCAAUGCAGAGUGAAGCACUCCGGUUCCAUGUGAGCUCCAGAGAAGAGGCAACCACGAGGACGAACGAAAGGGCAGCUGGAGGAGGAGGAGGUGGCGGUGGAGGAGGAGAGGGAGAAGGAAGAGGGGUGGAUUUCAGGAGAAAAGAGGGCUUGACACGGGAGCCAAAGGGAUGGCCAAUGGCAACGAGAGCAGCGAGGGGCUUGGCGGUCCCAUGGCUGCAGUGGUGGCCACGACGGGAGGAAUGGCAGUCGGGGGCCCAUCGUCGGCCGUGUCCACAUACAUCAAACUGGUCCUACUGGGUCUGAUCAUCUGCAUCAGCCUGGUGGGCAACCUGGUGGUGUCUCUGCUGGUCCUCAGGGACCGGGCCCUGCACAAGGCCCCUUACUACUUCCUGUUGGACCUGUGCCUGGCCGACACCAUCCGCUCGGCUGUCUGCUUCCCCUUUGUGCUGGUGUCCAUUAAGAACGGCUCGGCCUGGACCUACAGCGUGCUCAGCUGCAAGGUGGUGGCCUUCAUGGCCGUGCUCUUCUGCUUCCAUGCUGCCUUCAUGCUCUUUUGCAUCAGCGUGACACGUUACAUGGCCAUCGCCCACCACCGCUUCUACUCCAAGCGCAUGACCUUCUGGACGUGCGUGGCGGUGGUGUGCAUGGUGUGGACGCUGUCAGUGGCCAUGGCCUUCCCACCCGUCUUUGAUGUGGGCACCUACAAGUUCAUCCGCGAAGAGGACCAGUGCAUCUUCGAGCACCGCUACUUCAAGGCUAACGACACACUGGGCUUUAUGCUGAUGCUGGCCGUGCUGAUCCUGGCCACGCACGUGGUCUACAUGAAACUGCUGCUCUUCGAGUACAAGCACCGCAAGAUGAAGCCUGUCCAGAUGGUGCCAGCCAUCAGCCAAAACUGGACCUUCCACGGGCCCGGCGCUACCGGCCAGGCGGCAGCCAACUGGAUCGCAGGCUUCGGCCGGGGCCCCAUGCCACCCACCCUGCUGGGCAUACGGCAGAACUUGCACAACCAGAACCGGCGCCUGCUGGGCAUGGAGGAGUUCAAGGCGGAGAAGCAGCUUGGCAGGAUGUUCUACGUGAUCACCCUGUUGUUCCUGGUGCUGUGGUCGCCCUACAUAGUGGCCUGCUACUGGCGGGUGUUUGUCAAGGCGUGCACUAUACCGCACCGAUACCUCUCCACCACCGUAUGGAUGAGCUUUGCCCAGGCAGGGGUCAACCCCAUCGUCUGCUUCUUCCUCAACAAGGACCUGAAGAAGGGGCUCUUGGCCCACCUGCCAGCCUGCUGUAGGACUAAACCUCAUCUGCCCCGAGAGCCUUACUUUGUCAUGUGAGGGGGACGGUGGGUGGUUGUUACCUGGGGAGGGUGUGGAGGGGCGGUGGCAGGGAUGUCUGUGAGCGGUUAGGAUGGCAUGAGGGACCAUUUUAGUUGUUGUGGCCUUUGAUUCAGUGCAAGAUGCUUUAAAAGCAGUGGGUUCAAUCGGGAACUGACGAAGUGGUGAGAAUUUCAGAAUUUCAUUUCACCUCCGUGUGAUGUAUCUGGGUUUCUCCUUGUCAGAGGCGAGCAGAGGCAUUUCAAACUCAUUUGGAAUGUUAUAAAUUGUUUUAAAAUUACUUAUUGAGGGAGUAUUACACACAGUAAGAGGCAUGUGGUUGCUGCAGUGUAGAAACAAUGAAACCAAUUGUUGGUCUAAAAUUAUUAUAGGAAGGAUGUAUUAUUUCAUCAUUCUAUUAUCAAACCAAAAACACCUUUGACACCAGCAUAUAGAUUUGGCAUCAUUUGAGAUCAGUUACAUUGCUAACUGACAUAAAAAAAUGUCUUUCCUUUUUUAUAAAUGGUCUUGGUCAGGAAACAAAUUUAAGAGAGGGAUUCCUUCUACACACAGACAGAAUACGAGACUAAACCAACAACUCAAACAGUCUAUCUCAGAUGCAUGUUUGUAUUCUUAGUUUUAAUGUGGAACCUAUGAAACUGGUAGACAGUCUUUAAACAGUAGAGGCCAAGAGAAUGAUCAUUCUGGGCCUGCUAUUGUGAAAGAGAUUGAAGUGAGGGUGACAAUAUUUCUGUAGGUUGUGGGGACAACCUGGUCAUAUUGCUCAGUCACUCCCUCGUCUGUUCUCUCAGACCAAAAAUAUCAGAUGGUCCUCUGAAAAUUUGCUAGUGAAUGACUAAUAGGAGAGUGUGCUAGCACUGCUUCCUUCCUUCAUCUGCUUGAAUCAAAAGGCAUCAGUAACACAGUCAAACAGAGAAAUUAUGAGUUUUGUACAAAUAGCAUAUUCAGGCACUGUUGGCUUCAUUUGGAGUUUAUUUGGGGUUUCUAUUACAUUCUAAUUUGGUCUAACACUUCAGAUGAGUACACUAUUGGAUAUGGGAAAAUGUUAAAAGAGCUGCCAUCAAGAACAGUUUGAUCUUGUGUUCAUUAGCGUUUAAUAACAGAAAUGAGCAGAUAAUAAUUGUGAAGUGCUAAUAGGCAGACAGAAUUAUGAAACGCAUGUUUAGCUGACAUGUGUAAUCACAUGAUUUCUGAGGAUAACUUAAACAGACCAAUCAGUGACAAACUGAGAACUUGAGACCACUUUAUAAAGAAAUAUAUAUAUUUGAUAAAUUGACAGAAAAUGCUCCAUGCUCUUGCCAAAUUCCUUUUGCUGUAGGUGGUAUUGUUGCAGAUGAUUGAACCUUGGAAACCUUUUUCAUCAAUCUGAAAUUGUUUAAAAAGACAGUUGAUAGAAAAUGUUCAUAAAACCUCAACCAGAAUGUUUAGAUCUUCAGAUAGGAUAAAGUUAUUUAUCUUUGAUGACAUCAUCACUUCACAUGAAGAUCUUUGAUGUUAUGACAUCAUCACUUCACAUGAAGGUCUUUGUCGAGAGGUGGGGGAAAAUUCAGCCCAUUUAUAUUUUUGCACACAUUUGAGGAAUUUAUGAAAAAUCUAUCUUUUUUUUUCUUAACAUGAUUUAGACUUGAACCAUAAUGCUAACUAAGUGUAGGCCGGGACACAGAGAUUGUAAUAUCUUAAGUGAAUGUCAAGCAGAGGUCUGGAACAUGAUACUAUCCCUUCGUGGGUACAAAUGUAUGUUUAUUUUAGUUUUCAAAAUGCUCUAAUGUUAUCUGCAAACAAUAACGACAACAAAAACUAACAAUAACAAUGAAGCUACAGAUAAUUGAAUUGUUAUUUCUAUUAUCUGCAUUAUGGCCUUACUCUCUCGCUCUCUCUCUCAAAAAAAGGUUUGUUUAUAACCAAUGCAAGAAAGAGUUGACAGCUGUAUGCCUCUAUGUGUUGAAGUAAUAAAGAUAAAGCGAUUAUUCCAACUAAUGGGGAAACACAACACUGUGUAAUUAAUUACUUUCGGAGGACACAUCUCUCCCCCUCGCAACACCAGUCAAAAACUUUUACAAGGAUGGUAAUAAAGAAAAAACACUUGCAAAUUGUAACACAGGAGUGUGCAAUUGUGUGUAAAGGACAGAGGAAACUUUAAUCCAACAUCGACAAUUAAUGGAAUUAACAAAAGCCCUUCCUGGAUUAUUGUGGAUUUAUUUUAGACUUUUUGUUGUUGUUUCUUCUCUUAUCAGUCAGUGGGAGGGGGUGGGGUUGAUGGGAUGAGGCUGGUGUUGUGUAUUGAUCUGUGAAAACAAGGAUUAAAAAAAUAUGUGUGGAUUUUGGGGUUGGUUGUUGUUGGGGAGGGAAGGAGGGAGACCUGGAGUGAUUUUUUUGAUAAGCAGAAAUGCCUGACAGUGCUUUUUUAGUUGCUUCAGGCACACUAUCUUUUGUAAAUUAUCUAUGACCUCCGUACUAUUUAAUGUGUAUUAUAUGGACAAUGGACUGACUUGGAAUUGAGGGGGGUAAAGAAGGGGGUUCCUGGUCAUUGCAUUUUUACCACACGUGUGUGUGUGUGUUUCUGUAUGCAAGUAUGAAUGUGCGUAUGUUUAGAGGCUAGAGGGAUGAAAACAAAGGACAUGUGGGAAAUAGGAAUGGCCCGAAAUUUUGCAUUUUGAAAUGUCACUCCUGCAAAUGCUUAUUCAGUAUUUUUCAUCCUCAGCCUGUUCCUGACACGGAGAAUUGAAUGUGCUAAAACCAAUGAGGUUCAUUCAAAAAUCUGAGGCGAGUGUCUUCUUAAACCAUUCAACUGCAGAGCCUCAAGACGUAGCCUAUAACAUUUUAUACACAUGCAGUUCCUCUAAAUUGGACUACAGAGCCUUCUAUCUCAAUGGAGAUUCUGUUCUUGCAUACAUGUAUGGGAAUAUGAAGGGUGAAGUCCGUUUGAGAUUGUGUCUUGGGGCGAGUGGUUCUAUCCACAUAGCUUCUAUGAUUAUUGCACUCUUAUUCAUUUCCAAUGUGUCUCAGUGAAAGGAAUAACUUUUAUACAUGAUCUUGGCUUGGGGUUUAAAUUUGAAAUACACUGAGUUAUGUUGGUCAUAGAACUAACAUUCUAAUACUUUCCAUAUUUCUAAUUUCUGCCUCUUCUGUAGUGUUUUGACUUUGUAAAAUCCCAAAGCCAGCCAAAACCCAAUUUGACAUCUGAAUGUCUUAUUUAAUAACUCACUGAUUUUACAGUGUGACUGUAGUUAUUAUGACCCUGUAUGUGGAGAGAAUACAUACAUACCCAUGUUAUGGAUUAAACAAAAUUUAAGACAGAAAAAGCUGUGCAACCACAGUGUUAUUAUACAUUAAAUCUAUGAAAAGACAGACUCAUAAGGAUAGUCCUGUAUGUCUCUGAAUAGUGGAACAAAUCCUGAAUCUCAGAACUAAAAUACUUUUGACUUUACCCUUUAAGCUGAACCACAAAAUGUCAAAGCUCACGAAAAAAAUCUGCAGUUGAAUAUCAAAUCUAAAAUAGCAGAGGUUUGAAGGAUACCUAUGUAAAUGUCUUUGGGCACCUAAAUAUCUUGGAAGUCAGAGGGUGUGGUUUCCAUAUAUUUUCUGUAUUAUAUAAAAAAUAAAAACUGCCUGAGCUGUUAAGCAUGUCUCUGGCCAUUUAUGA
Salmo salar (Atlantic salmon) is the source of this 6243-nucleotide messenger RNA. Its product is annotated as putative G-protein coupled receptor 173. The record is from RefSeq and is a predicted model, not a curated record. Gene Ontology annotation, cellular component: plasma membrane. Gene Ontology annotation, biological process: G protein-coupled receptor signaling pathway. NCBI's taxonomy places the organism in Eukaryota, Metazoa, Chordata, Actinopteri, Salmoniformes, Salmonidae. Gene Ontology annotation, molecular function: G protein-coupled receptor activity.